ACACUCCCUCCCUCCCUAUCCCACUCAUUAGUGUGCUACAUUUCGCUGACGAUCUCCGGGCAAACAAGCGGCGCAGGACUAGUUUCGCUCAUCAGAAGAGAUUUCUAUAUCAUUCCGGGACAUUUUUUCGUCUCCUUGUUAAUCGUGGAAUUGAUCCUGUCGACUUUAAGAGGACAAUUUGACUGAUCUCGGCGCAGAUCAGUUAAGAAGAUGGUUCGAGUCUCCGCAAUAUCGGUCCUUAUUUUGGGCAUCGUAGUUCCAGGGUUGGCCGGCUAUAUUGAGGCGCUUGCAGCCAAUGCGGGCACAGGUUUUGCAGUAGCGGAGCCUCAGGUGGCCAUGUUCUGUGGGAAGCUCAACAUGCACGUCAACAUCCAGACAGGACGCUGGGAACCGGACCCUUCCGGGCUGAAGAGCUGUGUAGGAACCAAAGAGGGCGUGCUGCGCUACUGUCAGGAGAUGUACCCUGAGCUCCAGAUCACUAACGUGGUGGAGGCCAACCAGCCAAUCAGGAUUGAGAACUGGUGUAAGAAGGAGAAGAAGCUGUGUAAAGGCCACGCCCACAUCGUGGUGCCUUACAAAUGUUUAGUGGGGGAGUUUGUGAGUGACGUGCUGCUGGUUCCUGAGAAGUGCAGGUUCUUCCACAAGGAGAGGAUGGACAUGUGUGUCAGCCACCAGCAGUGGCACGGGGUGGCCGAGGAGGCCUGUUCCAAGGGGACCAUGGUCCUUCACAGCUAUGGCAUGUUACUGCCCUGUGGCAUUGAUAAGUUCCAUGGUACAGAGUAUGUAUGCUGCCCCUCCCCUGGGGAACCCUCCCUGCCCGCCAUGCCCUCCCAGGAGGAAGAAGAAGAAGAUGAAGAGGAGGACGAAGAGGUGGAGGAGACAGCACUGGAUCAGGAUGAUCUUGUAGAGAAGGAGAGCGAGGCCCCAGCUGAUGAGCUGCCCACCACUCAGAAAGAGGAGGAGCCAUUGGACGAGGAAGAUGAAGAUGAGGAAGAGUACCACUAUGUGUAUGAAGAUGAGGAGGCCGACAGAGAGGAAGAGGAGGAGGAGGAGAAGAAAGAGAGGGAUAGUGUUCCAGAGAGCCAGGAUGAAGACAAGACCCUGACAGAGGUCAAAGCGGUGUGUACCCUGGAGGCUGAGACCGGCCCCUGCCGUGCCUCCAUGGCCCGCUGGCACUUCGAUAUGACAACCAGGAAGUGCGUCCGCUUCGUGUAUGGGGGCUGCGCUGGAAACCGCAACAACUUUGACUCUGAGGAAUACUGCAUGGCCGUGUGCAAACGCCUUACAGCAGUGCCCCCCACCCCUCAGCCCACUGACGAUGUUGACGUGUACUUCGAGACGCCCGCUGAUGACAAGGAGCAUACACGCUUCCAGAAGGCCAAGGAGCAGCUGGAGAUCAGACAUCGUAACCGAAUGGAGAGGGUGAGAAAGGAGUGGGAGGAGGCAGAGCGUCAGGCCAAGGAGCUUCCUAAGGCUGAGAGACAGACUCUGAUCCAGCACUUCCAGGCCACGGUAGAGUCUCUGGAAGAGGAGGCAGCCAGUGAAAAGCAGCAGCUGGUUGAGACCCACCUGGCUCGGGUAGAGGCCAUGCUCAACGACCGCCGCCGCCUGGCGCUGGAGAACUACCUAGCCGCCCUGCAGGCUGACCCACCGAGGCCCCACCGUAUCCUGCAGGCGCUGAGGCGGUAUGUGCGCGCAGAGAACAAGGACCGUCAGCACACCAUCCGCCACUACCAACACGUACUGGCUGUCGACCCUGAGAAGGCUGCCCAGAUGAAGUCCCAGGUACACACCCUGACCCCUAACCCUGAACAGGUACACACCCUGACCCCUAACCCUGAACAGGUGAUGACCCACCUACGUGUGAUCGAGGAGAGGAUGAACCAGAGUCUGUCUCUGCUCUACAAGGUUCCCUUCGUCGCCGAGGAGAUCCAGGAUGAGAUUGAUGAGUUGCUUCAGGAGCAGAGGGCAGACAUGGACCAGUUCCUGUCGUCUAUCUCAGAGUCUCAGCCGGACGUUACCGUGUCAUCAGAGGAGAGUGUGGAGCUUCCUGUCUCCGAAGGGAAACCCUACCGCCCCUUCCAGGUCACCUCCCUGGGGUCGCGACCUGAACCAGAGGGUUCAGGGAUGUACGGCCAGGACGGGCUGAUCGGAGCCGAGGAGAGGAUCAUCAACAGCAAGCCCAAGAUCAACAACAACAUGCAGGUGGUUGAUGAGACUCUGGAUGUAAAGGAAGUGAUAUACAGUGCUGAGAGAGUCAGCGUUAUGCAUGGUGAUGAGCUGGAAUCCUACCGUCCUCUGGGUGAGGACUUCAGCUUCGGGAGCUCUGCUCUGAUUGGUCUGCUGGUGAUAGCGGUGGCCAUAGCAAUGGUGAUAGUGAUCAGCCUGGUUAUUCUGAGGAAGAGGCAGUACGGAACCAUCAGCCACGGCAUUGUGGAGGUUGACCCCAUGCUGACCCCAGAGGAGCGCCACCUCAGCAAGAUGCAGAACCACGGCUACGAGAACCCCACCUACAAAUACCUGGAACAGAUGCAGAUCUAGGAUUCGCUGUGGCACCGAGCAGAGAGGAGGGGCCAACAUACUACUGACCAAUAACAAAAAAAUACUCUCCUCAGAAAUCAUUUGCGUAAUUACAUCAGAUCACAAUACAUAUACGGAUUUGUUUUCAAACCGAUCCUUGAAGAAUAAACUACUGCUACUAUUGUACUUUCCAGCUCCCUUUGAAUCUUGGGGUUUCUUUGAAAAGGGUGAUGUACGUAAUCUCUACGUUUUAUAUAAUAUGUGAUUUAAUAAUUAAUUAUUACGAUUACUCUCUGAAGAUUUAAGAUGUGUUGUUUUUUUUGUUUUUUUUGUUGUUGUUGUUGUUUAAAAAAAUAACAUGCAACAAGGUAAGAAACCAAGCAACGCCAUUGUUGACUAUAAAUGUAUCUCAUCAUCAGACAACAAGGAGGACACUGACAUUUUGUUUUCCAUUGUACCAGUGUCCCAAAACCUUCUGACGGUCUUCUCAUAAUAACAGAGUUGUUGUUGGUUUCUUUUUCAAUAGAUUGCUUGUAUAUGAGGGUUAUUUGUACCUAUUACAUGAUGUAUAGUGAAACGACAAAUGAGGAAAAAGAAUGAAAACAAAAUCAUGAAUUCAGUUGCUUUCUAUUCUUUGUUAUGAUUACAAACAAAAUAUACAUAAACAGUUUAAAAUAUAUAUAUAUAUAAUAAGUAGCUGUUUUUAUUCCACCAGGGAAGAGAGGCUGAAAUUGGGAUGUGGCUGAGCUAGGUUGGGAUGUUGUGGUGCAGACAGACAGGAGAGUAGACAGACAGGAGAGUAGACAGACAGGAGCGCGUGCAGACAGACAGGAGAGUAGACAGACAGGAGCGCGUGUAGACAGACAGACAGGAGAGUAGACAGAAAGGAGCGCGUGCAGACAGACAGGAGCGCGUGCAGACAGACAGGAGCGCGUGCAGACAGACAGGAGCGCGUGCAGGCAGACAGGAGCGCGUGCAGGCAGACAGGAGCGCGUGCAGGCAGACAGGAGCGCGUGCAGGCAGACAGGAGCGCGUGCAGGCAGACAGGAGCGCGUGCAGGCAGACAGGAGCGCGUGCAGGCAGACAGGAGCGCGUGCAGGCAGACAGGAGCGCGUGCAGACAGACAGGAGCGCGUGCAGACAGGAGCGCGUGCAGACAGACAGGAGAGUGUGCAGACAGACAGGAGAGUGUGCAGACAGACAGGAGUGUGUGCAGACAGACAGGAGAGUAGACAGACAGGCACAGGAGAGUAGACAGACAGGGGAGUAGACAGACAGGGGAGUAGACAGACAGGAGAGUAGACAGACAGGCACAGGAGAGUAGACAGACAGGAGAGUAGACAGACAGGAGAGUAGACAGACAGGGGAGUAGACAGACAGGCACAGGAGAGUAGACAGACAGGGGAGUAGACAGACAGGGGAGUAGACAGACAGGAGAGUAGACAGACAGGCACAGGAGAGUAGACAGACAGGAGAGUAGACAGACAGGGGAGUAGACAGACAGGAGAGUAGACAGACAGGAGAGUAGACAGACAGGCACAGGAGAGUAGACAGACAGGAGAGUGUGCAGAAAGACAGACAGGAGAGUAGACAGACAGGAGAGUAGACAGACAGGAGAGUAGACAGACAGGAGAGUAGACAGACAGGAGAGUAGACAGAAAGGAGAGUAGACAGACAGACAGGAGAGUAGACAGACAGGAGAGUGUGCAGAAAGACAGACAGGAGAGUAGACAGACAGGGGAGUAGACAGACAGGAGAGUAGACAGACAGGAGAGUGUGCAGACAGACAGACAGGAGAGUAGACAGACAGGAGAGUGUGCAGACCCCCAGCUGAUCUCACAGCUCAGACCAGACUUACUCGUACCCUUAUUACACCCUGACCCAUCUAAAUGAACUGUCUCGUACCCUUAAAAAAGAGACAGACAGACAGAUGUGGAUGGAAGAGACAGACAGACAUGGAUGGAAGAGACAGACAGGCAGACGUGGAUGGAAGAGACAGACAGGCAGAUGUGGAUGGAAGAGACAGACAGACAGAUGUGGAUGGAAGAGACAGACAGACAGAUGUGGAUGGAAGAGACAGGCAGACGUGGAUGGAAGAGACAGACAGACAGAUGUGGAUGGAAGAGACAGACAGGCAGAUGUGGAUGGAAGAGACAGACAGACAGAUGUGGAUGGAAGAGACAGGCAGACGUGGAUGGAAGAGACAGACAGACAGAUGUGGAUGGAAGAGACAGACAGGCAGAUGUGGAUGGAAGAGACAGACAGGCAGAUGUGGAUGGAAGAGACAGACAGGCAGAUGUGGAUGGAAGAGACAGACAGGCAGAUGUGGAUGGAAGAGACAGACAGAUGUCAACGGAGAAUGGGUGCAGGUUACUUUUAACAGGGAGGAGGAAAGACAGAGAACAGUAGAAUCAGGAGUUAAUUCUCUCUCUCUCUUGUAACUGUCUCCGUAUAGUUGGUGGUGUGAUCAUGGCUCCACUUGGGAGGGUUUAUCUGUGGUGUGCAUUGUUUCUCAUAUGAACAUUUUUCUUGUUUUAUGUUUUUCUCCUCCUGUGACAGUUUGUCAGUUAUGCGUCUGUCUCACUAUGCACUCUUAACGGCUAUGUAACUACUUGCUUGACUGCAGCGAUCACAAUAGUAGUGAUCAAACGGAUUGAUUGAUUGAAUUGAUUGACACCAAUGGAAACAGACAUAUUCUGGUUACAGGGGGGAAGCACAUCAAUAAACCCACUACUUCCAUAAA
Oncorhynchus masou masou (cherry salmon) is the source of this 5262-nucleotide messenger RNA. It is a transcript of the gene aplp2, whose product is annotated as amyloid beta (A4) precursor-like protein 2. Gene Ontology annotation, molecular function: serine-type endopeptidase inhibitor activity; transition metal ion binding; heparin binding. NCBI's taxonomy places the organism in Eukaryota, Metazoa, Chordata, Actinopteri, Salmoniformes, Salmonidae. Gene Ontology annotation, biological process: central nervous system development; axonogenesis. Gene Ontology annotation, cellular component: membrane. The transcript is spliced from 17 exons. Bases 211 to 2541 code for a protein of 776 amino acids. The record is from RefSeq and is a predicted model, not a curated record.